AUGCCUGCUGCUCCGCUGACAGUCGUGCUCGCUGUUCAUGGAGUCCAUGCCUCUGGUGCGCGAAUACGAGUACGUGCAGUAUACAAGUACUUGAAGUCAAGUACGGCUAGCCAGCCGUACAAUCAGGCACAGUCUCGGGCCCAGCACGAGCACGAGCGAGCAAAAGCACAAGCACAAGCACAGCACAAGCAAAAGCAAAAGCACAAGCACAGGCACAGGCACAGGCACAGGCACAGGCACAGGCACAGGCACAAGCACAAGCACAAGCACAAGCACAAGCACAAGCACAAGCACAAGCACAAGCACAAGCACAAGCACAAGCACAAGCACAAGCACAAGCACAAGCACAAGCACAAGCACAAGCACAAGCACAAGCACAAGCACAAGCACAAGCACAAGCACAAGCACAAGCACAAGCACAAGCACAAGCGCAAGCACAAGCACAAGCACAGGCACAGGCACAGGCACAGGCACAAGCACAAGCACAAGCACAAGCACAAGCACAAGCACAAGCACAAGCACAAGCACAAGCACAAGCACAAGCACAAGCACAAGCACAAGCACAAGCACAAGCACAAGCACAAGCACAAGCACAAGCACAAGCACAAGCACAAGCACAAGCACAAGCACAAGCACAAGCACAAACACAAACACAAACACAAAAAUCUGCACAAAGAAUUUGCGCAAACACAAACAGAAACAGAAACAUAG
Drechmeria coniospora is the source of this 711-nucleotide messenger RNA. RefSeq lists its product as uncharacterized. The transcript has 3 exons. The record is from RefSeq and is a predicted model, not a curated record. NCBI's taxonomy places the organism in Eukaryota, Fungi, Ascomycota, Sordariomycetes, Hypocreales, Ophiocordycipitaceae. The coding region runs from base 1 to 711 and encodes 236 amino acids.